Messenger RNA from Trichomycterus rosablanca, 489 nucleotides. It is a transcript of the gene ompa, whose product is annotated as olfactory marker protein a. Gene Ontology annotation, biological process: sensory perception of smell; signal transduction. Bases 1 to 489 code for a protein of 162 amino acids. The record is from RefSeq and is a predicted model, not a curated record. The transcript has a single exon. NCBI's taxonomy places the organism in Eukaryota, Metazoa, Chordata, Actinopteri, Siluriformes, Trichomycteridae.
AUGGCCUCAGACAUGGAAAUGGAGUUCACCGAGGACCACCAGCUGACAGAAGUGAUGCGCCUACGGGUUCAAUCCCUUCAGCAGCGUGGCCAAAAGAGACAGGACGGCGAGCGACUGCUCCUCCCUCACGAGGCAGUGUACCGUCUGGACUUCACCGACCAGGACCUGACCUUUUCACACUGGGACGUGAGCCUGGUCGGGCCGGGCCGCCUUUCCGUCACAGGCAUCUCCCAGCUCUGGACUCCCGACCUGACCAACCUGAUGACGCGCCAGCUCCUAGAGCCAACCGGCCAGUUCUGGAGGUCGGCUGGCGACCCAGAGGACGCGCCUAUCAAGUGCCUGGAGGCCGACAUUCAGGAGUUCGGGGAGAGAAUCGCAGAGCUGGCCAAGGUCAGGAAGGUCAUGUAUUUUCUGUUUGCCUUCAAGGAGGGAGUGGACAAGGUCAGCGUCAAGUGCUCGGUGGUGUUUAAAAGGAACGAGGCAUCCUGA